Echinops telfairi (small Madagascar hedgehog) is the source of this 12920-nucleotide messenger RNA. It is a transcript of the gene LYST, whose product is annotated as lysosomal trafficking regulator. Gene Ontology annotation, molecular function: protein kinase binding. The coding region runs from base 131 to 11128 and encodes 3665 amino acids. Gene Ontology annotation, biological process: intracellular protein localization. The record is from RefSeq and is a predicted model, not a curated record. The transcript has 53 exons. Lineage: Eukaryota; Metazoa; Chordata; Mammalia; Afrosoricida; Tenrecidae. Gene Ontology annotation, cellular component: membrane; cytosol.
GCAGCUGCAGCGACGACAGCCGCUACAGAGCAGAUGAAACUUUAGUCUAAGAAGUCUUUAUUCAUCUAUUUCAUGGGUCCAAAUUAGAAAAACUCUAAAUGUUGCAGAAGUGUUGAAAUACUGCUCAACCAUGAGCACCAACAGCAACUCAUUGGCACGUGAGUUUCUGACUGAUGUUAACCGGCUUUGCAAUGCUGUGGUCCAGAGGGCCGAGGCCAGGGAGGACGAGGAAGAGGAGACGCACAUGGCAAGCCUCGGACAGUACCUUGUGCAUGGUCGAGGAUUUCUGUUACUUACCAAGCUAAAUUCUAUCAUCGAUCAGGCAUUAACAUGUAGAGAAGAACUCCUUACUCUGCUUCUGUCACUCCUGCCCCUGGUGUGGAAGAUCCCUGUUCGAGAAGAAAAGGCAACAGAUUUUAAUCUACCGUUCUCAGUUGAUAUCAUUCCGACCAAGGAAAGGGAUGCAAGCUCACAGCGAUCUACUCAGGACAGUUUAUAUUUAGAAGGAAGCAUUCCAUCUGGUCAGGUUUCUACAAAAGUAAACAUUUCUCAAAAAAGCAGACGCCCGCGUAAAAUCACCCAUCGCUACUCUAUACGAGAUGCAAGAAAGACCCAGCUCUCCACAUCAGAUUCAGAAGCCAAUUCAGAUGAAAAAAGUGUAACAACAAAUAAACAUAGGAGGUCCCAUUUGAUACAGCAUUACUCAACCCAGUCUUCUACAGAAGACCACUUAAGAGCAAAAGUUGACCAUUCCGUAACCAAAGAACAGACGACUCCUGAUACUAUGGCUUUAGAAAAUUCCAGAGAGGUUAUUCCAAGACAGGAGUCAAACUCGGACGUUUUAAGUGAGCCAGCCGCGUUGUCUAUUAUCAAUAACAUGAACAAUUCUCCAUUUGACUUAUGCUAUGUUUUGUUAUCUUUAUUAGAGAAAGUUUGUAAGUUUGACAUUACUUUGAAUCAUAAUUCUGCACUAGCAGCUAGUGUCGUGCCAACAUUGACAGAAUUCCUAGCAGGCUUUGGAGAUUGCUGUCAUCUAAAUGACAGUUUGGAGAAUCAAGUGGUUUCUGCAGGCUGGACUGAAGAACCCGUGGCUUUGAUUCAAAGGAUGCUGUUUCGAACAGUGCUGCACCUUAUGUCAAUAGAUAUUAUUGCUGCAGAGAUGAUGCCAGAAAGUCUUAGGAAAAACUUAACUGAGUUACUUAGGGCAACUUUAAAAAUUAGAACUUGCUUGGAAAAGCAAUCUGAUCCCUUUGCACCAAGACAAAAGAAAACACUACAGGAGAUUCGGGAAGAUUUUGUGUUUUCAAAAUAUCGUCAUAGAGCCCUUCUAUUGCCCGAGCUUCUGGAAGGAAUUCUACAGAUUCUAAUCUGUUGUCUUCAAAGUGCAGCUUCUAAUCCCUUCUACUUCAGUCAAGCCAUGGAUUUGGUUCAAGAAUUCAUUCAACAUCAUGGAUUUAAUUUAUUUGAAACAACAGUUCUUCAAAUGGAAUGGCUAGCUUUAAGAGAUGGUGUCCCUACUGAGGCCGCAGAACAUUUGAAAGCCUUAAUAAAUGGUGUCAUGAAAAUAAUUAGCACUGUCAAAAAAGUGAAAUCAGAACAACUUCAUCACUCAGUUUGUACAAGAAAAAGGCACAGACGCUGCGAAUAUUCUCACUUUAUGCAUCAUCACAGAGAUCUCUCUGGUCUUCUGGUUUCAGCUUUUAAAAACCAGAUUUCAAAAAACCCAUUUGAAGAGACUGCAGAGGGCGAUGUUUACUACCCCGAACGGUGCUGUUGCAUCGCAGUGUGUGCUCAUCAGUGCUUGCGUCUGCUGCAACAGGUGUCCUUGAGCAGUACUUGUGUCCAGAUUCUGUCUGGUGUGCGUAGCGUUGGAAUAUGCUGUUGUAUGGAUCCAAAAUCUGUAAUCAUUCCUUUGCUCCAUGCUUUUCAAUUGCCAGCACUAAAAAACUUUCAGCAGCACAUAUUGAAUAUUAUUACCAGACUUAUCUUGGACCAAUUGGGAGGAGCAGAGUUAUCUCAAAAAAUUAAGAAGGCAGCUUGCAAUAUUUGUACAGUUGACGCUGACCAGUUGACCAAAUUAGAAGAAACAUUGCAGGAAAACUCACGUGACACCGAACCUUCAUCAAAUUUGUCCAGUCCUUAUUACAGAUUCCAAGGGAUCCUGCCCAGCAAUGGGUCUGAAGAUUUAUUAUGGAAAUGGGAUGCUUUAGAGGCUUAUCAGAAUUUUGUUUUUCAAGAAGACAGAUUGCAUAGCCUACAGAUUGCCAACCACAUUUGCAAUUUAAUUCAGAAAGGCAAUGUAGUUGUACAGUGGAAAUUAUAUAAUUUUAUAUUUAAUCCCAUGCUCCAAAGAGCAGUUGAAUUAGCGCGUCAUUGUCAACACCAAAGCAUUACUGCAGCUCGAACUCAUGUACGUAUCCAUCACAACCAAAGUUUGCUUCAGGAAGUGCUUCAGAUUUACCUAAAAACUCUUCCUAUCCUGCUUAAGUCCAGGGUAAUAAGAGAUUUGUUUUUAAAUUGUAAUGGAGUAAGCCAAAUAAUUGAAUUAAAUUACUUAGAUGGUAUUCGAAGUCAUUCCCUAAAAGCCUUUGAAACUCUGAUAAUCAGCCUAGGAGAACAGCAAAAAGAUACUUCAAUUCCAGGUCCUGAUGGGCUAGACAAUGAGCAGAAGGUGCCAUCAUCUUCAAAUGUAGGUACACCUUUCCAUAACCAGCAAGUUUAUUCAGAUUCUCCUCAGAGUCUCAGCAAGUUUUACACUGACCUCAAAGAUGCUUAUCCAAAGAAAUGGAGGACUGUGAACCAGGAUGUUCAUAUCAACACAAUAAACCUGUUUCUCUGUGUGGCAUUUUUAUGCGUGAGUAAAGAAGCCGAAUCUGAUCGGGAUUCUGCCAAUGACUCAGAAGAUACUUCCGGCUAUGACAGUACAGCAAGUGAACCUCUGAGUCAUAUGCUGCCAUCCUUAUCUCUGGAGAGCCUGGCCUUGCCUUCCCCUGAACACAUGCACCAAGCAGCAGACAUUUGGUCAACGUGCCGCUGGAUCUACAUGCUGAGUUCAGUCUUCCAGAAGCAAUUUUGUAGGCUUGGUGGCUUCCAAGUGUGCCAUAAAUUAAUAUUUAUGCUAAUACAGAAAGUAUUCAGAAACUAUGGUGAGAGGCAAGAGAAAAAGGAGGAAGGUAACAAUAUGAAUGAAAGCCAAGAUUUAAACAGAACGUCUCACUCUGAAAUAGCUAUAGAGGAAGAUUUAUUAUCUUUGGCGGUAAAAAGUGAUCCCACAGUACCAGAACUGAGAAGCCUAAUAGAGAAUGCUGAUGGUUUGAGCAAAUCAGAGUCACAGCCUAUUUCUCCCACACAUGUGGAACACAUUUCAGCUAUGGAAGCUACUCCUGAGAAAGCAAAAGGAUUUCCAAGCCAAGACAGUGAGAGCUCACUUCAGAGCAUACGCCUUUUGGAAGCCCUUCUGGCCAUUUGUCUGCAUAGUGCCAGGACUAGUCAACAAAAGAUGGAACUGGAGUUACAAAACCAGAAUUUGUCUGUGGAAAAUAUAUUGCUUGAAAUGAGGGAUCAGCUUUCCCAGUCAAAGGUGAUUGAGACAGAUUUAGCAAAGCCUUUAUUUGAUGCCCUGCUUCGAGUUGCCUUGGGGAAUCACUCAGCAGAUUGUGAACAUGAUGAUGCUAUGAUCGAGAAGAGCCACCAUUUUGAAGAAGAAUUAUCAGCUCAACCUGGGGAUUUAUCAGAAGAAGCUGAGGACUCUCCAUGCUGCAGUUUUAAACUUUUGGUUGAGGAAGAAGGUUAUGAGGCAGACAGUGAAAGCAAUCCUGAGGAAAGUGAAAGCCAGGAUGAUGGAUAUCCAAAGGGGAUGGUGAGAAAUCUGUUAGGAGGAUUCAUAAGUAUUUUAAUUCAGACUGGUUCUGACUUCCAAACCUGCCAGAGACUACUGGUGGAUCUUUUGGUAUCUUUGAUGAGUUCAAGAACAUACUCAGAAGACUUAAUCCUUUUUUUGAGAAUAUUUCUGGAGAAAUCUCCUUGUACAGAAAUUCUUCUUCAGGGUAUUCUGAAAAUUGUUGAAACUGAUAUUACUAUGAGCCCUUCACAGUAUCUGACCUUCCCUUUAGUCCAUACCCCAAAUGCAAGCAAUAGUGUUUCAUCACAGAAGUGUCCCGGGAUUCUAAACAGUAAGGCCAUGGGAUUAUUGAGACGAGCACGGGUUUCACAGAACAAGAAGGAGGCUGACAGUGAAAACUUCCCCCACCAGCUGCUUUCCUCUUGGCACAUAGCCCCAGUCCACUUGCCUUUGUUGGGACAAAACUGCUGGCCCCACCUGGCAGAGGGCUUCAGUGUGUCUUUGUGGUUCAGUGUGGAUUGUAUCCAUGAGACUGAGCAUUCCAUAGAAAAAACAAAGAAGAUCAAGAAGAGAAACAAAUCAGUCCUUGUUUGGAAUAACAGUUUUGAAGGAGCAGAAAACAGCACACCUGAAGGUGCAAAGUUUGUAAAUCCUGGUGAAAGACUCAUCGAAGAAGGCUCUGUUCAUAUGAUUUCAUUGGGAUCCAAAACCUUGAUGAUCCAAGUGUGGGCUGAUCCCUGCAAAGGCACUUUAAUUUUUCGUAUGUGCAUGGAUUCAAAUGAUGAUGCAAAGGCUGUUUUACUAGCACAGGUGGAAUCACAGGAGAAUGUUUUCCUUCCAAGCAAAUGGCAACAUUUAGUACUCACCUACUUACAGCAGCCCGAAGGGAAAAAGAACAUCCGUGGGAAACUCUCCAUAUGGGUCUCCGGACAGAGAAAGACUGACGUUACUUUGGAUUAUAUACUUCCAAGAAAAACAACUUUGUCAUCCGAUAGUAAUAAAACAUUUUGUAUGAUUGGCCACUGUUUAUCAUCCCAAGAAGAGUGUUUGCAAUUGGCUGGAAAAUGGGACCUGGGAAAUUUGCUCCUCUUCAACGGACCUAAGAUUGGUGCACAAGAAGCCUUUUACCUAUACGCGUGUGGACCCAACUACACAUCUCUAAUGCCUUGUAAAUAUGGCAAGCAGGUCAAUGAUUAUUCCAAAUAUAUCAAUAAAGAAAUUUUGCAAUCUAAACAAAUCAGAGAACUUUUUAUGACCAACAAAGAUGUGGACAUUGGUCUCUUAAUUGUAACAUACAUUUCUUCUGGACACAGUGAGACCACUAGUUGGACCUUAGAUGACUUCUCACGAACUUUUAAGACCUCAGUCACUGUUGGUAGAAUUCUUCAGGAAGUUGUUGAGCUCAGUAUCUGUGAAGAAACUCAAGCAUUAGCACUACGAGUCAUCCUCUCGUUGACCAAAUACAACCAACAAAGAAUACAUGAAUUAGAAAACUGCAAUGGCUUUUCCAUGAUUCAUCAGGUGUUGAUCAAACAAAAAUGCAUUGUUGGCUUUCAUAUUUUGAAGGCCCUUCUUGAAGGUUGCUGUGGUGAAGAUAUUAUUCAUAUCAAUGAGAAUGGAGAGUUUCAGCUGGCUGUAGAGUCUAAUGCUAUAAUCCAAGAUGUUAAACUAUUAGAGGAGCUGUUGUUUGACUGGAAGAUAUGGAAUAAAGCAGAGACAGGUGUUUGGGAGACUCUGCUAGCAGCUCUAGAAAUCCUCAUCAGAGCAGAUCACCACCAGCAGAUGUUUAAUAUUAAGCAGUUAUUGAAAGCUCAAGUGGUUCAUCACUUUCUACUGACAUGUCAAGUUUUGCAGGAACACAAAGAGGGGCAGUUUACAUCCAUGCCCCGAGAGGUUUGUAGAUCCUUUGUGAAGAUUAUAGCAGAAGUCCUAGGAUCUCCCCCAGAUUUGGAAUUACUGACAAUUAUCUUCAAUUUCCUUUUAGCAGUUCACCCUCCUACUAAUACUUAUGUUUGUCACAACCCCACAAACUUCUACUUUUCUUUGCAUAUAGAUGGCAAGAUCUUUCAGGAGAAAGUCCAGUCAAUCAUGUACCUGAGGCAUUCCAGCAGUGGAGGAAAAUCUGGUACUAGUCCUGGAUUUAUGGUAAUAAGUCCAUCUGGCUUUACGGCUUCAUCUCCCGAAGGAAACAAUUCCUCCAGUAUUAUUCCACAACGCAUUACUGCUCACAUGCUGCGUUCUAGAAGCCUACCAGCACUUCCUACUUCUUCACCACUAAUGCAACCACAAAAACUGGCUGCAAGUUUGAGUGGUAGUAUCGAGAAGUUACAGAAUAUUGUAGAUAAUUAUGUUGUGACCCAACCAGAGAAAGGUAAUGCUUUGGUGAGUUCUGAGAUGCUGAAAAAAGGCAAAGAAGAUGCAUUCGUCAGUAGCUGUGAGUCUGCAAAAACAGUUUGUGAAAUGGAUGCUAUUCUUCUGGCUCAAGGCUCUGUCAGUAGUCUUCCAAAAGGAAAGUUAAGAUUUCCAGGGGUCAAAGAUCGUAAAGAAGUUGGAACAGAAUCCAAAUCAGAGGAAGGCAGUCCUGGGGAUGAGUCUUGCCCACGUCGACCUGACUUCCUAAAGGGACUUGCUUCAUUCCAGCGAAGCCAGAGCACUGUGGCAAGCUUAGGGCUAGCUUUUCCCGCGCAGAAUGGCUCUGCAGCUGUUGGUCGUUGGCCAAGCCUUGUUGAUAGAAACACUGAUGAUUGGGAAAACUUUGCCUUUCCUCUUGGUUAUGAGCAAAACGUCAACAGAACUGCAAAUGUUCACAGUAUAACUGAAGAUUGUUUAGUACCUAUCUGCUGUGGAUUAUAUGACCUCUUAAGUGGAGUUCUUCUUGUUCUGCCUGAUAUUAUGCUAGAAGAUGUGAUGGACAAACUUAUUCAAGCAGAUACACUCUUAGUUCUUGUUAACCACCCAUCACCUGCCAUACAACAAGGAGUUAUUAAACUAUUAGAUGCAUAUUUCAACAGAGCAUCUAAGGAACAAAAAGAUAAAUUUCUGAAAAAUCGAGGUUUUUCCUUGCUAGCUAACCAGCUGUAUCUUCAUCGGGGAACACAAGAAGUAUUGGAAUGCUUCAUUGAAAUGUUCUUUGGUAGAAGUAUUGGCCUUGAUGAAGAAUUUGAUCUGGAAGAUGUGAAGCACAUGGAGCUUUUUCAGAAGUGGUCUGUCAUUCCACUUCUGGGCCUCAUAGAGACGUCUCUGUAUGACAACAUACUCCUACAUAAUGCUCUCUUGCUACUUCUCCAAAUUUUAAAUUCUUGUUCUAAAGUAGCAGAUCUGUUAUUGGAUAACGGUCUACUCUAUGUUUUAUGUAAUACAGUAGCAGCUCUGAAUGGACUGGAAAAUAACAUCCCUUUGAAUGAAUACAAAUUGCUUGCUUGUGAUAUACAGCAACUUUUCAAAGCAGUUACAAUUCAUGCUUGCAGUUCCUCAGGCUCACAAUAUUUUAGGGUGAUUGAAGACCUUAUUGUACUGCUUGGAUAUCUUCAAAACAGCAAAAACAAGAGGACACAAACUAUGGCUACUGCACUACAGUUUAGAGUUCUCCAGGCUGCUGUUGAGUUCAUAAGGACCACUGCAAACCAGGACUCGGAAAACCUGACGGAUUUAUUUCCAUUGCCUUCUACUCCCCAUCAUGCACUGUUUCAAAAGCAGAAAAGCAUUGCUGGACCUCGAAAAUUUCCCCUUGCUCAAACUGAUUCACUUCUGAUAAAAAUGCGUUCAGUGGCAAGUGAUGAGCUUCAUAUGUUGAUGCAACGGAGAAUGAGCCAAGAAAACCCUAUCCGGGCAACUGAAACAGAGCUAGCCCAGCGACUGCAGAGGCUAAUCGUUUUAGCUGUUAACAGGAUCAUUUAUCUAGAGUUUAAUCCAGAUGUUGUUGACAUUUUGAGUACUCCAGAAAACAUAACUCAAAGCAAGAACUCAGUUCUCCAGACUGAAAUUUCUGAGGAGAAUAUUCAUCAUGAACAGCCUUCUGUUUUUAAUCCAUUUCAGAAAGAAAUGUUCACCUAUUUGGUAGAAGGAUUCAAAGUAUCUAUUAGUUCAAAUAAACUCAGUGGAUCUAAACAUCAGUGGACUAAAAUCCUGUGGUCUUGUAAGGAAACCUUCCGAAUACAGCUUGGGAGGCUGCUAGUCCAUAUUUUGUCACCAAGCCACACUUCACAAGAGAGAAAACAAAUUUUUGACAUAGUUCAUGAACCAAAUCAUCAGGAAAUACUACGAGACUGUCUCAGCCCAUCUCUGCAACAUGGAGCAAAAUUGGUUUUGUAUUUGUCAGAGUUGAUGCACAAUCACCAAACUGAGCUGACUGAAGAGGAGCUAGAGAUGGCAGAAUUGCUUAUGAAUACUUUAAAGUUAUGUGGCCAAAAAUGCAUUCCUCCCAGUGCAGCAACGAAGUCAGACCUUAUUAAGAUGAUCAAAGAGGAGCAAAAGAAAUAUGAAACUGAAGAAGAUGUGCAUAAAGCUACAUGGCAGAAAACAGUUAAUAAUAAUCAGCAAAGUCUCUUUCAGCGUCUAGACUCAAAAUCAAAGGAUAUAUCUAAAAUAGCUGCUGAUAUCACCCAGGCUGUAUCACUCUCCCAAGGAAUCGAGAGAAAAAGGGUGAUUCAGCACAUCAGAGGAAUGUAUAAAGUAGAUCUGAGUGCCAGCAGACAUUGGCAAGAACUGAUUCAACAACUGACUCAUGAUAGGGCAGUCUGGUAUGACCCCAUCUACUAUCCGACCUCCUGGCAGUUGGAUCCAACAGAAGGCCCAAAUCGAGAACGAAGGCGUUUGCAAAGAUGUUAUUUAACUGUUCCAAAUAAGUAUCUCCUUCAGGAUAGACAAAAACCAGAGGAUAUUGUCAAACUACCACUCUCUUACCUAUUUGAAGACAAAAUUCAUUCCUCGUUCUCUUCUACGGUAAAAGACAAAGCUGCAAGUGAAGCCAUAAGAGUCAAUCGAAGAUGUUUCAGUGUUGCACCAUCUAGAGAAACAGCUGGCGAAUUGUUACUAGGUAAAUGUGGAAUGUAUUUUGUGGAAGAUAAUGCUUCUGACACACAUGAAAGUUCGAACCUUCAUGGAGAGUUAGAGCCAGCAUCAUUUUCCUGGACAUAUGAAGAAAUUAAAGAGGUUCAUAAGCGUUGGUGGCAAUUGAGAGAUAAUGCUGUAGAAAUCUUUUUAACAAACGGAAGAACCCUCCUGUUAGCAUUUGAUAACACCAAGGUUCGUGAUGAUGUCUACCACAGUAUACUAGCAAAUAACCUCCCCAAUCUUCUGGAGUAUGGAAACAUCGCUGCUCUGACAAAUUUAUGGUACACUGGACAAAUUACUAACUUUGAAUAUUUGACUCACUUAAACAAGCAUGCAGGUCGCUCUUUUAAUGACCUUAUGCAGUACCCAGUGUUCCCUUUUAUACUUGCUGACUACAUCAGUGAAACACUGGACCUCAAUGAUCCAUCCAUCUACAGAAAUCUCUCUAAGCCUAUAGCUGUGCAGUAUAAAGAGAAGGAAGACCGUUACGUGGACACAUACAAGUACUUGGAAGAAGAAUACCGCAAAGGAGCCCGAGAAGACGAUCCCAUGCCACCUGUGCAGCCGUAUCACUAUGGCUCCCACUACUCCAACAGUGGGACUGUGCUCCACUUCCUGGUCAGGAUGCCCCCUUUCACAAAGAUGUUUUUAGCCUAUCAAGAUCAAAGUUUUGACAUUCCAGACAGAACCUUUCAUUCUACAAAUACAACUUGGCGCCUUUCGUCUUUUGAAUCCAUGACUGAUGUGAAAGAGCUCAUUCCAGAAUUCUUCUAUCUUCCAGAGUUUUUAGUUAAUCGUGAAGGUUUUGAUUUUGGUGUGCGUCAGAAUGGUGAGCGGGUUAAUCAUGUGAACCUUCCUCCGUGGGCACGGAAUGACCCUCGUCUUUUCAUCCUCAUCCAUCGCCAGGCUCUGGAAUCUGACUGUGUGUCACAGAACAUCUGUCAGUGGAUAGACUUGGUGUUCGGGUAUAAGCAAAAGGGGAAAGCUUCUGUUCACGCCAUCAAUGUUUUUCAUCCAGCUACAUACUUUGGAAUGGACGUCUCUGCAGUUGAAGAUCCUGUUCAGAGACGAGCCCUGGAAACCAUGAUAAAAACCUAUGGCCAGACUCCACGUCAGUUAUUCCAUACAGCACAUGGCAGUCGACCCGGGUCCAAGCUUAACAUUGAAGGAGAGCUUCCUGCUGCAGUGGGGCUGUUAGUGCAGCUUGCUUUCAGAGAAACCCGAGAGCAGGUCAAAGAAAUUACCUAUCCGAGUCCUUUGUCAUGGAUAAAAGGAUUGAAGUGGGGGGAGUAUGUCGGCUCCCCAAGUGCUCCAGUGCCUGUGGUCUGUUUCAGCCAACCACAUGGAGAGAGAUUUGGCUCUCUGCAGGCUCUGCCCACCAGAGCUAUCUGUGGCUUGUCUAGAAAUUUCUGUCUUCUGAUGACAUACAGCAAAGAACAAGGUGUGAGAAGCAUGAACAGUACUGACAUUCAGUGGUCAGCCAUCCUGAGCUGGGGGUAUGCCGAUAACAUUCUAAGAUUGAAGAGUAAACAAAGUGAGCCUCCAAUAAACUUUAUACAGAGUUCACAACAGUACCAGGUGACUAGUUGUGCCUGGGUCCCUGACAGUUGUCAGCUGUUCACUGGGAGCAGAUGUGGCGUCAUCACAGCCUACACAAACAGACUCACUAGCAGCACGGAUUAUUCCUUUUUAAACCUUUGCCACAGGUUUAAAAGCCAUGAUACCUGGGGUACAAAUGAGAUCAUAGUCUUGUUUCUGUCUCCAGCUGAACUUUGCUAUGUACAAAGUUUGGCUGGACACAAAAGCCCUGUCACAGCCGUGACUGCCAGUGAAACAACAGGUGAUAUUGCUACUGUGUGUGAUUCAGCUGGAGGAGGCAGUGACCUCAGACUGUGGACAGUGAAUGGAGACCUUGUUGGACAUGUCCACUGCAGGGAAAUCAUUUGUUCCAUUGCUUUCUCCAACCAACCUGAAGGAAUAUCUAUCAAUGUUAUUGCUGGGGGGUUGGAAAAUGGAAUUGUACGGUUAUGGAGUAGCUGGGACUUAAAACCCGUGCGUGAAAUUACAUUUCCUAAGUCACAUAAGCCUAUUGUAAGCCUUACAUUUUCCUGUGAUGGCCACCAUUUGUACACAGCGAACAGUGAGGGAACCGUGAUUGCCUGGUGUAGGAAGGACCAGCAGCGCUUGAAACAGCCCAUGUUCUACUCCUUCCUUAGCAGCUAUGCAGCUGGAUGAAUAUGAGAGGACCUGGCUUUCUCCAAAGUAUUUUAACUCCAAACUACAUCUGUGGAUUUAACGAGGCUUAGAAGAUUGACCUGAAGAAGUGAUCCUUCAUUAUCCUAAUAAAGGCCAUUCAUCUGCACAACAUUCUGAAGCCUACAAGAGCCCAAGCAGAAAGUCUUAUUCUCAUGAGUGAUGGUCUGAAGGAUUAUGUCAGUGUGUGCUAGCAAGCUUGAAGUUUUAGGUGAUAUAGUAAAAGCUUAUGCUUACAGUCUGUCCCACAAAAGUAUUCCAAAGAAAAUAUUAGGAUCUUUUUCUUUUGUAUUAUCCCCAAAAGGCCAGGAAUAUUUAAAUUAGGAUAAUUGCUUGUACACAAUACUCUUUAAAAAUAUAUUCUAUUUAAAGGUUUUGUGCCCUGAGAAACUUGCCCCCACCCCCACCCUGAAGAAAAGAAAAAUAGAUGAAGAAUUCAAGAAUCUAUAAUUGCUUUCUUUGAGAAGCAAAUUGUUGAGUAGGUGCCACUGCACCCAAUGUAUUUUGGUAUCUCCAGUACUACAACUACCGAUCAUUCUCAAUGCUGGCAGAUUUGCCACUUGCCUUGUUAGCUCAAAACAUAACCAGAAUUUUUGACAGCCACUGAAUGCAAGUAUCUUUGAUUUGAAACAUAUCCUGUUUCUUCAUAGAAAUCUUUCUUCAUCAGAUGCAUAACACUCGAUGUCGCGCAUAUCCUUCGUUGUGUUCAUUUAAUCCCUGCCAUUUUGCAGUACUGAAUACUCAACAAUUUUUUUUGUAAUAGAAAUCCUCCAUUAUGCAAAAUGAUAUUAAUAGUAAAAUUUAGAAAAGGCAUUUCCUCUUAAGUGUAGGAAGAGAGUUUUUAAUCCCCAAAAUUAAAGCAGAAAAGGAGAGAGCUUAUCUUGUUUUAAACAAUAAGCAGGGCAGUUCUUGUAGGAAACAGUUUUGGCUCUGUUUCUCCCAACUUCUAUCACCUGAGAAUUCCUAAAAAUCUUGGAACAGUCUUUCUCUACCAUGACACCAUAGCUCUAUUUUUACUUGGGGUGCUGUUUUAUUGGCUUUGAAAUCACUGUAACAUAAACUCAGUAAUAUGUUAUCAUCAGACAAAAAUAUGUAUUCCUACCUAAGAAUAACAUGCACAUUUGUUAUGGAGAUUUAAUACAUAUGGUGUUUACAGAACUACUUUUGUAAUUUCCAGAUUUUCUAAAGCAUUCUGACUAAAAACUGUAUAAAAUAUAAUUCCAAAUUCUCUGCUGUCCAGAUAGGAGCAAGCCUGGCUUCUUCCCUGUGAGUUGCGUGCAAUGGAAGAGAGCACAACAGUCAGGAUUUAGAGCCUGAUUUGCUCAGGUUGAGUGUUCACUCUGAGGUCCAAGUUAGUGCAGAGAUAAGAUUAUUCUUAUUCACGUUGAAGUGAUUUGCUUUGUGUAAGAACAAAAUUCAUUGGUUCUCUAGUUUUCAUUUUCUGACUGAGAGCGUCAAAUUAGUCUCAUAUUAGAAUAGAGAUGCUACUCAGUCCUGUUCUGUUUAGUUUUUAAGGCCAAAUUUUAUCAUUUAUCUUAAAAUAUGCAAAAUAGCUGUGGUUACUAAGAAUGCAAUAGUAUAUUUUUAUGUAAAAAAAUGGGAUUAUUUAUUCAGCAUGAAGCCUACUAUGUAUAUGUUUGAGCUACUUCAUAAUGUGCAUGGUGUAACAUUUCUGUAAAUUACCACAAGCUCUGUUAUCUUUGUAAACACUGCUACUUCAAUUUGGGAAUAAAUUUCAUGAAAAUAAAUCUAAAGACCCAUUUUUCUAACAGUA